CUCCAUCCAUAUCUAUCUCAACAACCUACCUGUGACACUGACCUCACUUUACCCAUCACCUACAGAAACCCAGUCGAUCGCUGCGGGACUAGCGGAGUGCUGCAUAAGCGUGAUUGUUAAUCAACCUCUCUUUAACACAUUCUUAGUCCAGGCGCUUUUCAGAAUGGGCUUGAAUAGUCAUCAAUCGAACUUCUGACUCCGAAUUAAGCAAUCGAGCCCUAUUACCACUCGGCCGGAAACUUCAGUCUCAACAACCUACUGAAAACCCAUCCCAAUAUCUUAACAGAACUUCACUGCUCACAAAUCACCAAUCUAAAUCAAUUCAGUUCAGUCAACAUACACAUUCAGGAACCACGUCUCGCUCCCACUACCAUGUCCCUCAGGGAAACCACCACGCUCGCGCACACAGCGCAAUGCAAGCUCCACAUGGCCAUCAACCGGCCUGACCGGAAGGAUCGCGACUGGCGCUUCGUGCUCGGCCACGCCGUCGUGCUUGACAAUCUGAUGCUCCGCCUGGUCGAAAUCGAGGAAGGAAUCGAGAAGGGCGACCACUCCUCUGAUGUCAAGUUCAAAGGCGCGGGCGGAGUCAAAUCAACACAUCACAAGCCAUCGCCUCUCGCUGCAGAAAAGAGGGCCCGAAGGUCACCACCGCCGCAACGAAUCGACGAGAGUAGCUCUGAGGACGAAGCUGUUGACGAAGACGAUGAGGAGGAUGGGCUAGGCUUGAUGCGAUUCCCGUCUGGAAGUUCGAGGCCGCCGCAACCACCCGCACUAGAUCCGUCGGACGAUGACAGUUCGUCGUCAGAUGAGGAUCUGGAUGAUCUGAUGCAGCCUGUCUUCAACGAUCCGGAUCCGGAGGUGCUGAAGAAGGUCACGGGAGAGAAGGGGAACCAGGAGAUGGCCCAGAUGUACAACGAUGUUAAGGGCUGUCCGUGCCAUGGUAAGAAGGAGGGUGCGCCGGUUGUCAAGAACUUCUGGGAGUUGCCACUGGAGGGGAAUGGGGAGAUUGGUGGAAAGAGGAUGGGUGUCGUUGAGGUUGCUGCUUGAGUGGUGUCGACGUCACGUCGACUACAGUUAUUUCAUCACCUUCGUUGAAGGGAAGUUGGGAGUUUGGAGUAUUCCAGGCCUUCUAGUCGAUCUAUUCCAGCUCGACGGUCAACGAGCUGUCCCUUGUCGGUAUCUUGUUCGGCGUCUGUAAUGAUGGUAUAUAUGAACAAAUGCUAGGGAUUUUGGUACUUUUGAUACGCUCGGAUGAUUGAUCACAAUACAACACCAUGCCC
Messenger RNA from Mytilinidion resinicola, 1280 nucleotides. RefSeq lists its product as uncharacterized. Bases 373 to 1047 code for a protein of 224 amino acids. Lineage: Eukaryota; Fungi; Ascomycota; Dothideomycetes; Mytilinidiales; Mytilinidiaceae. The record is from RefSeq and is a predicted model, not a curated record. The transcript has a single exon.